ACUUCUGUUUGGUUUCAAGAAAGCGAAGGAAGAAGAGUAAAAAUGGCAGGACGAUUGAGUAACGUAGCGUCAAAGAUCAUGGGCGGAAACGGCAUCGUUUCGCGCUCAGCUGCUUCCUCUCUCCGCCUUCGUUCCGGCAUGGGUCUCCCUGUUGGCAAACACAUCGUGCCGGACAAGCCUCUUCCGGUUAAUGACGAGCUAAUUUGGGACAAUGGAACCGCCUUCCCAGAACCUUGCAUAGAUCGAAUCGCUGAUACUGUCGGAAAGUACGAGGCAUUGGCUUGGAUGUGUGGAGGUUUGAGCUUCUUUGCAUCGUUGGGAAUAUUAGCUUGGUGGAAUGAUAAAGCCUCUAAAAUUCCAUUUGCACCUAAGGUUUAUCCAUAUGACAACCUACGGGUGGAGCUUGGUGGAGAACCAUAGGUUGACUCGUACGAGAAAGUCGUAUGGUGUCGUUGUGUUCUUUCAUGUGUUUCAUUUACUUUUGGAACCCAGCGAUAAAAUAAUGUAAACUUGUGGGCUUUUUGCUGAAACAAACAUUUUGAACAAAUGUGCAUGGCCACUUCAUCAUGUCGUCUUGGGAGACAUGAGAUUAUGAUGUUCGUAAAGAUCAUCCGUAUAGUUGUACUUAAAUUUUCACCAAGCAGAACAGUUUGCC
Molecule: messenger RNA, 655 nt
Organism: Hibiscus syriacus
Lineage: Eukaryota; Viridiplantae; Streptophyta; Magnoliopsida; Malvales; Malvaceae
Product: NADH dehydrogenase [ubiquinone] 1 beta subcomplex subunit 8, mitochondrial-like
Exons: 4
Coding region: 43-420 (125 amino acids)
Source: RefSeq, a predicted model, not a curated record